Molecule: messenger RNA, 348 nt
Organism: Sclerotinia sclerotiorum 1980 UF-70
Lineage: Eukaryota; Fungi; Ascomycota; Leotiomycetes; Helotiales; Sclerotiniaceae
Exons: 2
Coding region: 1-348 (115 amino acids)
Source: RefSeq, a predicted model, not a curated record
AUGGAUACGCCAUCGUCGACCCGUCGGUGUCUUCCACGAUUGGUUGUGUCUCUCCAUCUUCUAUGGGCGGGCCCCUACGCUCGUUACCAAGCUUUCACGAGAGUUCGAAGUUCAAAUAAUACGGAAGCUUUGUUUAUCGAUUUCUUACGUUCCUUCGAAGAAGAAGUUCACAAUCCCAUUACCUUCAGUGAACCAAAUAAACGAGGAUUGAUGAAGGGGCAGAAUUUAUUUUUAUACGAGUUCUUUAAACUCUCGGUAGCACCUCCGAAUCCUACGGGCAGGCAGGUGAGGCAUGCGUCUUUGAAGGUAUUGUUAAAUGGUUCUAUUACAAUUGUCUCCAAUUUUUGA